This is a messenger RNA of Kalmanozyma brasiliensis GHG001, 2670 nucleotides long. Its product is annotated as Cullin, N-terminal. Gene Ontology annotation, molecular function: ubiquitin protein ligase binding. Gene Ontology annotation, cellular component: Cul3-RING ubiquitin ligase complex. The record is from RefSeq and is a predicted model, not a curated record. NCBI's taxonomy places the organism in Eukaryota, Fungi, Basidiomycota, Ustilaginomycetes, Ustilaginales. The transcript has a single exon. Gene Ontology annotation, biological process: protein ubiquitination; ubiquitin-dependent protein catabolic process. Bases 1 to 2670 code for a protein of 889 amino acids.
AUGAACGCACCAGGCUCCAUGCGAAGGCCUGGUGGCACCCGCGGCACCAAGCUCAAGCCACCCAAAAAGAUCGGUCUCGAUGUCUCGAUCGAAGACAUGUGGCUCCGGCUCGUCCACGCCAUCUCUCAGAUUCAGAACCACAACAUCUCCAAGCUCAGCUAUGAGGAGCACUAUCGCUACGCCUACAACCUCGUCCUCUAUCAGCAGGGCGACAUGCUCUAUCAUGGCGUAAAGAAGCAAGUCCAGCAGCAUCUGGACAAGCUCUGUCGAGAGAAGAUCAUCCCCGCAUUUCCACCAGGAGGCGCUGCUUCAGUCUCAGCAGGCAUCAUCCUCCCAGAUUCACUGCUCAGCCAGUCGCAAGCGGCGGCUUCUUCCUCGUCAUCGCGUACCGAAGCCGACACACCCAUUGGGGCACGCAGCAGCAGUGGCUCCAACAAGGGCAAAGGCAAGGCCACAGCUGACGACCACGACUCGUUUGCCGAUGGUCCUGAUGGUGCAACUUCUGCUGCCACUGCAGCCGCCUCCAUGUCUGCCACCCAAGCUGGUGACCGCGCCGAUGCUGUGGCCCGCAUCCAGGCGGGCGAGCGUCUCAUGACAGCCAUCCGCGAUACCUGGCUCGACCACCGCAGCUGUAUGUCCAAGCUCUCCGAGGUGCUCAAGUAUGUCGAUCGCGUAUACGUCGAGAACCAAAAGGUGCCAUCGAUCAAUCGUCUCGGUCUCGAGAUCUUCCGUGAUUCGGUGAUUCGAUCGACCAAGUAUCCGAUUCAGAUCUACCUCUACAGCACUCUGCUCACUCACAUCCAGAUCGAGCGUGAAGGGUCCGCCAUCAGUCGCUCGCUGCUCAAGUCGAACGUUGACAUGCUCGCCGAUCUCACACAGAACAAGCCGUCAGCAUCGAUCAAUCACGACACGUCGGUCUACUCGAGCGACUUUGAACCGGCCUUCCUGCAGACGUCAGCUGCCUUCUACUCCGCCGAAGCAGACCGAUGGCUCGACGCGGGAGACGCUGCCAAGUAUCUGGCACAUGUGGCGAGAAGGCUGCAGGAGGAAGCGGAUCGCGUCUCGGUCUACCUCAAACCAGAGACGCACAAGCCGCUGCAGCACCUGCUCGAGAAGAACUUCCUUGCCAAUCACUUAGCGACCAUUCUCAACAUGCCCGGCUCCGGUCUGGUGUCGAUGCUCGACGACAAUCGCAAAGAGGAUCUCGGUCGACUCUACACGCUGUUCAACAAGGUCUCUGGUGGUCCGCAGACGCUGCGCCUCGGUCUCAAGAGCUACAUCGCCACCAAGGGCAAGCUCAUCAACGACGCUGUCACCAGCCAGACCGCCCAGCAAGCACCCUCCACCGACGGUCCGGCUGAGGAUGCCUCUUCAUCCAAGGGCAAGACCAGAGAGAAGCCCAACGCAGACGCCGAUGCCUCCACACCGCAGGCAGCAACCGCCAUCCGCUGGGUCGAAGACGUCCUAGAGUUCAAGAACAAGUUCGACUCGAUCCUCGACCUCGCCUUUGCCAAAGACACGGGCUGCGAGACGGCCAUCAACGAAGCCUUCGAAUCCUUCAUCAAUACUAACAAGCGCGCGCCCGAGUUCAUCUCGCUCUUCAUCGACGAGAACCUCAAGAAGGGGCUCAAGGGCAAGACCGAAGCCGAAGUGGAAGACAUUCUGCGCAAGACCAUCUCGGUGUUCCGCUUCCUCCACGAGAAGGAUACGUUUGAGCGGUACUACAAGCAGCACCUUGCCAAGCGUCUGUUGCAAGGUCGCAGUGUCAGCGACGAUGCCGAACGGGGGAUGAUGGCGAAGCUCAAGAUCGAAUCGGGCCACGGCUACGUUGCGAAGCUGCAAGGCAUGUUGAACGAUAUGAAGACGAGCGAGGAGACGACGGACGAGUUUGCACGGGUGGUCAAGAACUCGCAUCGGCCGAUGCCGUUUGCGCUGUCGGUCAACGUGCUGACGAGCACCAACUGGCCAAUCUCCGCGCAGGCGCCGAGCUGCGUCAUGUCGGACACGCUGAUGGAGGCGCGGCGGCGGUUCGAGGAGUUCUACCAGUCCAAGCACAACGGACGCGUGCUGACGUGGCAUGCAAACAUGGGGUCUGCCGACGUUCGCGUCGCCUUCCGCGCCAGGACGCACGAGAUCAACCUCUCCACCUUCGCGCUCGUCGUGCUGCUGCUCUUCGACUCGGACGAGGAGUCGGAACAGACGCUGUCGUACGCAGACAUCGCGCGGGCGACGCAGAUUCCGGACCACGACCUGCAGCGCACACUCCAGUCUUUGGCAUGUGCCAAGUUCCGCAUCCUCACGAAGACGCCCAAGUCGCGCGAUGUCAGCCCAACAGACACGUUCGUCUUCAACACCACCUUCACCUGUCCUCUCGCGCGGUUCAAGAUCCAGCAGAUCGCGGCGCGCGUUGAAACGGCCAAGGAACGCAAAGCGACCAACGAAAAGGUCGAGGAGGAGCGCGCGUUCCUCGUCGAAGCGUGCAUCGUUCGGAUCAUGAAGAAUCGCAAACAGCUCAGCCACAACGAGCUGGUCCAGGAGACGAUCACACAGUUGACCAGCAGGUUCCAACCCAAUCUGGGCAUGAUCAAGAAGCGAAUCGAGAGUUUGAUCGAACGCGAGUAUUUGGAGAGGGCAGAGGGCGGCAGGGGGAUGUACAACUACUUGGCGUGA